Mobula hypostoma (lesser devil ray) is the source of this 7781-nucleotide messenger RNA. It is a transcript of the gene slc36a4, whose product is annotated as solute carrier family 36 member 4. NCBI's taxonomy places the organism in Eukaryota, Metazoa, Chordata, Chondrichthyes, Myliobatiformes, Myliobatidae. Gene Ontology annotation, molecular function: L-alanine transmembrane transporter activity; L-proline transmembrane transporter activity. The record is from RefSeq and is a predicted model, not a curated record. Gene Ontology annotation, biological process: amino acid transmembrane transport; L-alanine transport. The transcript has 11 exons. Bases 524 to 2026 code for a protein of 500 amino acids.
GAGACUGAGCAGGGACUGCAAAUGCGCAUGUUCAUAACUGGGGUGAAUUUGCGCAUGUUUUCUCCCGGAUUCGGUUUGAGUUGCUGUUUGCGGUCGGCACAGUGGCCCGUUAGUUAGCAGUUUUAGUAACGCCAGUGUUCGUGGGGCUAGCUUUGUGAUUGACACUGCAAGUAGAUGAUAUUUCGAAGUAUAUCGAGCGAAGGCGGCCGUGUUAACGAAAGGCGCCGCCGCCUCAGCCGUCAUUGCUUUGAAUUUGCCUCCUCCAGUGUCGUGUCGUGUCGUGUCUGUGGGAGGGAACGGGAUAGGGUUCGGUUCCAUUUACUGCUCGCCACUGUCGGUAGGGGAAUUUCCUCGCCUUUAGAUGAAUGACGUUCGUUCCACAUUCCAGCAUUUGCAGUCUCCUGUGCCCCCGUGGUCCUCUUGCGGCGCCCGUUUCUCCGUUCACUCGCCUAGGACUCUUUUUUGAGGCGAGCCGGGCUGCGGGAGGACGGCUUGUCGUGCCGAGUCGUGGCGUGUCGCCUCUAUGGACGCCGGAGACGAGAUGGACAUGGAAGUUAUGAAUCCUCUAAUAGAAGUAACCCACACUUCUGAGGAAGUGUCUGAGGAAGAGCAGGAAUCUGAGUUAACAGGUUUGCAUUUGCGGCAAACUGGGGAUGAACAGGGCAUAUCGUUCACACAAACAUUAAUUCAUUUGUUGAAGGGAAAUAUUGGAACUGGACUGUUAGGUUUACCACUUGCAAUAAAAAAUGCAGGGCUUAUGUUGGGACCAAUCAGCCUUGUUCUUAUGGGAAUAGUGGCAAUUCAUUGUAUGCAUAUUGUAGUGCGCUGUAGCCACCACUUCUGUCAAAGAUUUAAAAGGCAGAGCCUGAGUUAUGGUGAUACAGUUACAUUUGCGAUGGAACAUGGACCGUUCCCUUGUCUUCGAAGGAAAGCUCCACUGGGAAGGAUGACCGUAGAGUUUUUCCUCAUCAUUACACAGCUGGGAUUUUGCUCAGUUUAUUUUGUAUUCGUUGGUGUUAAUAUGAAGCAGCUAGUGGAAGGUUUCCUGAGGAAUCACACAAGUUACAGUGACCUAAACAUCACAAGAACUUUGCAGUUCCAUAGUGAAGAUUGGAACAUUGAUGCAAGGAUUUACAUGCUGAGCUUAAUUCCUAUUUUGGUCUGCAUUGUGUUUAUUCGUGAUCUAAAAUACCUUGCAGUAUUUUCAUUCAUGGCGAAUCUUUCAAUGGCUGUCAGUCUAUUUAUCAUCUAUCAGUAUAUAAUUAGGGACAUAACUCAUCCAAAGAAGCUUCCUCUGAUUGCCAGCUGGAAAAAAUAUCCACUUUUCUUUGGGUCUGCAAUAUUUGCUUUUGAAGGAAUUGGGUUGGUUCUUCCUUUAGAAAAUAAAAUGAAGCAAAGAAAACAAUUUCCACAAGCAUUAAACAUUGGUAUGGGCAUCGUCACAGCUUUGUACGUUUCACUCGCAACCCUUGGAUACCUGCACUUUGGUGAUAGUAUCCAGGGCAGUAUUACAUUAAACCUUCCACAAGACAUAUGGCUAUACCAGCUGGUAAAACUUCUUUACUCUUUUGGGAUCAUGGUGACUUACACAAUCCAGUAUUACGUGCCAGCAGAGAUCAUUCUUCCAGCUGUUUCUGCAAGAGUACAUCGGAGAUGGAAACGAAUUUGUGACAUUGUAGUCCGGAUACUACUUGUUUGUCUAACCUGUGCCACAGCUAUUUUAAUUCCACAACUCGAUUUAGUGAUUUCAUUCGUUGGAGCUGUCAGCAGCAGUGCUCUGGCCCUCAUCUUCCCUCCCUUUCUGGAGAUCAUUACCUUUUCUGGAGAAGGCAUCUCCAUUUGGUUGCUUCUGAAGGACAUCUGCAUAGCACUGAUUGGAAUCAUUGGCUUUGUGACUGGAACAUACGUGACUAUUGUAGAAAUCAUUUAUCCAGACACAGCCUCAGUGAUGGAACUCACUACUAAUCCUCUCAUCAAUAUCAAUUCAACAGGACUGGGUUCUUGGGGCAAUAUUUCAACCUCAUGAAGAAAAAGUACAAGCAGAGUACCUCAUCAAAGAAGUGAUACAAAUUACUGACAGUUUUUAAAUAAUAGAAUGAAAAUAGAAAUAUUGCUUUGAGUAUUCAUGCUCCUCACUACUACUACAGUGAUUUUUCACACUAACAUGUGUGACUCGCUAGUCAAUGAGAAUCUGGUUGUGGCUGCUUUGUAAGUUAUUUAUGAUUGUUUAAAUAUGUUCAGUCCAAUGGCUACAUUUUUUUCUCUUAACAUAUGUUUUUUCCUGAACACUGGCUAUUGGAUAUAUAGGUAUUACAGUCCAGUCAUCCUCUCCUCUUAUUGGGAGAUGCUUAGGUUCUGCUUUGGGUUCUUUUGGAUGAGCUAUGCUGAGGUAAGGAACCUGUAAGAUGGGUAUUUGAUAAUGUGAAUCAAAACCAAAAAGUUUCUUGGAACUGGCAUUUGCAUCAGAAGUUUACUUCAUAUUUAUGUUUGUGACUUGUGCUAUUUGUAGAAAUUUAAUAUAUGCAUAAGGCAUAAACACAAGGAUUCCACUCAGCAAAUUGUGCAUAGAGGCCUAAAUUUUUCUACAAUAGCCGUUAAUGUUGGUUACGUCGGAACCCAAGGACAUUGGCAGUUUACCAACACAGCAAUAAACACAAUGGGAAAUGAUUGACACAUUUAAGGUUUUGCAUGAUUGAAAAUGUGUUGCACUGAUACCAUUUUCUGCCAUCUUCCCCAAAAUAAAAUUCUGUGAAGCACUUUGACAACCAUGAGAUGAAAUAAGCGAUUCUAAAUCUGGAAUGAAAGAAUGGAACAAAGGAUAGGAGAUCUAGAUUCAGAGGGAGAACAGGCAAUAGUUGAUCCUGGAUCUGAGGAAUGGACUUUAUUGAGGAACUUUAUUUCAUUUUGGUAAUAUUUAUGCCAUUGAUAAUGACCUUGUCCCACCUUAGCCUUGGAUAUAUUUUAAAGAUACAAAUAAGGAUAAGAAAAUGUGAAUAUUAUGCAAAGUCAUCAACAAAUCCUUCAAACUCUAAUCUUUAAUAGGAAACCGCAGUUUUCUGUCCCUUUCAUUAAUUUAAAAUCCUACUUGUGGUAAGCUGCUGUUAUUGAUGCAAGAUAAAAUUUAAUAAAGUACGUGAACUAUGCACUAGAAAAUUAAAUUCAACAAAAAUGGCAAUGAGUAAGGAAAAUACAGUUUUCUGAAAAUGAGUAUAAAAUUUAUUAGUUUAUAUUUGAUUACAUUACACUAUAGAAUGAAACUUAAUUGUAUUUGUGUAUUUAUGGCUCAUUGAUGCUGCAGAAAUGGUGUUAUACAGCAGAUGUAAGUAUUUAAAUCUUAUCUGAGGGCUGGUAAUUCUGAAUUUGUGUGUGUGGAAACUUCUCUCAAGUUCAGCAAGUUCAGAAAUAAGGUAAUGUGGUUUAAGGAGGCAAUUAUGUUUAACUUCUUUACAGUGUUAAUUGAUGAUAAUUACUGUUGACUUGACCUUUAGAACUGUUGCACUUGUUCAUUCUGAAAAGCACCCACAGUUAUCAGUGAGGAGACUAUGCCAGGGCUUCUCUGCCAUCUUCAGGCAGAUCUUUGGUUGGUGAUUUUAAGUUUCCUCCUAGCUGUUACAGUACAACAUUUGCUCAGGGCUUCAGUUAUAAUUGUAGAAAAGCCGUUUGCCAACUUGCAGCGAUGGUGUGUGAGUGGAACUGCAGGCAGAGAAAGAGCCACGAGCCAAGGUGUAGAGACCUUGGUGGAAGAAGAGCCAGAAAGAGUAGUCUCGGGGGAUCUACCACCAAGCUGCUAGUGUGCAGGAACAGAACAUCCUGUUUCCACCCAAACUGAUGAGCAGGGUAACCAGUGACUUUCCUUCACUGCCCAUGCUGUGACAUAAGUUAUAACACCCUUUAAAUAAUCACAUGUACCUUGCAUAUUGUCGUCACACCCCAGCAAGAUUGUUCUUGGCUUAUCUUAAACCAAUACCACAAUCUGUACACUAGAAAUGGAGUGUAGACUCCUCAAUGAGGUCCACGAAACAAGGAGAGGUUAAGAAUUUGAGAUAAUUCCUGCAAAGAAUAAAGUAACAAUGUCAUCAGGAGUACUUCCUGAUCUAAAUGAGGCAUUAUAGCAUUACAAAGAAUCACAGGGUCAUAUAGCAUGGAAGCAGGUCUUUUGACCCACUAAAUUUAUUCUGACCAUCAAGUAACCGACUCUAUUAAUUAACACUAAUCCCAUUUUAUUCUCUGGUCCAGGUCCAGGUGUUCCUGGUCCAGGUACUUGCACCAACAGGCAGAAACUUCCAAGACAGGUAAUCCCUAUUGAUGUUGGGAAUCAUGAGUGAGACAGACAGACAGAAAUUCUGCCCUACGCAAUGCCUCUCAGAAUUUAUCUGAGUUCAGCCUGUUUGCUGAUCUUCUAGUAGACCUACCAGAUCUGUGGAAUUCUCUGCCACAGCAAACUGUUGAGGCCAGUUCAUUAGCUAUGUUUAAAAGGAAGUUAGAUAUGGCCCUUGUGGCUACAGGGGUCAGGGGGUAUGGAGGGAAGGCUGGGUUCUGAGUUGGAUGAUCAGCCAUGAUCAUAAUAAAUGGCGGUGCAGGCUCGAAGGGCCGAAUGGCCUACUCCUGCACCUAUUUUCUAUGUUUCUAUAUUUACAGUGGAAGCUGACCUCUCACUGCCAGCCACAAUGCCUAACAGGAAAGCACAACUGGAAAGAAAGCACUGUAUGGAGAAAAUUUGUGAGAAAUUCAAUCCAAUAUUGUUAAAACAGUGUGAAAAUAUUGUUCAGUCCUUUUACUGUCUUUUAGCACCUGCGACUGAAACUCAUUUACAAUUACACUCAAUGAUAUCAGGUAUAAUUGGAUUAUGGAAUAACUAAUUUUCUUUGAUUUGAGAUAAUAAGUGAUAUGUGGAAUUCAAUGUAAUUUUUUUUGCAAAUUUAUAUUUCACAUGUAAAAUUAAAAUGUUCCAGGCCAGUCUGCCUGACAUUAUUAGUGCAGAGGUUACUGGAGGGAAUUCUGAGGAAUAGGACCUGUCAGCAGAGUCUGAUUGGGAGGUGUUAGUGUGGCUUUGUGUGUGGAAAAUCAUAUUUGACAAACCUUGUAGAGUUUUAUUUGAAGAGGUAACCAAAAAGCUGGGUGAGGGUAGGGCAGUGAAUGUUGUCUGUUUGGAUUUAGCAAGAUCUUAGACAAGAUCCUGUAUAGUAGACCAGUCGGAAAGGGUAGGAAGGGUAGGUCCCAUGGAAUCCAGGCAGAGCUAGUUAGGUGGAUUCAAAAUUGGCUUGAAAGUAGGAAGCAGAGAGUGCUGGCUGAAAGCUGUUUCUCAGAAUAGAGACCAGUAUCUAGUGGUCUACUGCAGGGGUUGGUAUUGGAAUCUGUAGUAUAUAUAUAUGAUUUGGUUACAAAUGCCUUAAUCAGUAAGUUUGCCAAUGACACAAAAUUAAGAGGUAUCAUUGAUGGUGAAGAAGAUUAUCCUAGAUUACAAGGGGAUCUUGAACAAUUAGGGAAGUGUGCUGAGUUUAGAAAAUGGAUUUAAAUGCAGGGAAGCUUGAAGUGAUACAACUUGGAAAGGCAAACCAACAUAGUACUUAUACUGUGAAUGAUAGGACACUAGAGAGUGUGAUGGAACAGACAGACUCAAGAAAAAGUGCAUCAUUCAUUGAAAGUAAUGUCACGGGUAGAUGGGGAAGUGAAAAGGCAUUUAGCGCACUGGCCUUCAUCAGUCAGGGCAGUGAGCGUAGGGCUUGAGAUUGUAUAAGUUGUUGGGAAGGCCGCACUUGGAGUUCUGUGUACAGUUCUAGUCACCCUGUUAUAGGAAGAGUUUGACUAAAAUGGAAGGAGUGCAAAAAAAAAAGAUUUCUGAGGGUCUUGCCAAGAAUAGGGGCCUGAGUAAGAGGAAGAAGUUGGUCAGCUAGAGCUUUAUUCUUUGGAACUUAGGAGAUGAGGGGCAACCUUAUAGAGAUGUUGAAAAUUAUGAGAAGCUUAGAUAAGUGCAUGGUAACAGUCUUUUCCCCAGGAUAGAGGAGUCCAAAACUAGGGGCACAGAUUCAUGACAAGGGAGGAACAUUUUAAAUGGAACCUGAUGGGCAAAUUUUUCUCUCAGAGGUGGUGAGUAUAUGGAACAAGCUGCCAGAAGAAGUGGCUGAGGCAGUUACAUUAGUAUUAUUUAAGAAGCACUCACAUAGGAACAUGGAGGAGCGAGUCUUAGAGGGAAAUGAUCCAAACUCAGGAAGGUGGGACAAGCUGGGUGGGCAUCAUGGUUUGCAUGGACUCGUUGGGCCAUAGGACCUGUAGCUGUGCCACAUUGCUGUGGCUUAGUGCAGAGUUAAAGCUCAACAACAAUAUGUUUAUUUUUUUUAGAAUUCCUAAACCCUAAUGCUGGAACAACUUUCACUAAUAACAAGUACAAAAUAACAUGAAAUUAUUAAACUAUGUUAUUGUAUUUUGAUUCCUCCUGAAUAGUAUUUGCAUUCUUCUCUUUUUUCCUAACAAGAAUCAUUUUGAUUCUAAAACUGCCAGCGAGAUUUCACAUCAUUUCCUUCAAUGUUAACACAUUAUCUUGUCAUAUCAGGAAAAUGCUGACCAGAGUAAAAAUGCUUUCAGGUAUACUUCAAAAUCAUGGGCUAUGAUUGUUUUUUUCUUGAAGGGCUUCAUUAUAAGCAAGCACAAGCUCGACUGUUUCCCUGCAUUACUCUAUUAAAAUAUUUACUUGAGAUGUUGGGGUUCAAGGAAAGAUUGUCACAAUCAUGCUGCAUACUGUUGACCUGAUUAAUUAAAUAAACUCUUGGUCUCCAUAGACCCUGUAAUGUAGUAAUAGUGUACUAUUGCAGGUAAAGUACACUGUAUCUAAUACAGUGGAUUCUGGUUUAUUGGGACACUUUAGGACUGGUACAUUUUGACCCAAUUAAGCAGCUGGUCCAAUUAGCCAAAGUUUUAUCACAAUACUUAAAAGGGUAUGCAAAAGACAAAAUGAGUGAAAAAUUAUGAACUUAAAUGAAAUACAGAACAAAUUAGUACACUACCAAUACUACUACAGUACUAUAAAACUGUGUAUUCCCUACAGUUAUCAACAGAGGAAUUAUGCUGCCAUGUUUUUUUGAUUGAUUGUAAAUGAACAAAAUCAGUGUAGACACCUAAUGCAGAUAAUAGACUGCCUUCAUCCAAUGCUGUCAACGAUUGCAACCUCCACAUCUUCAUUUUCAUUGUAACAUUCAAAGCGAUUGUCAAUACCUUCAAAUUCUUCAUAGUUUCUAACUUGUUCAAGUAGUGAAAUCAUUUCAUUUUCACUCCCGGCUGUUUGACAUCUCCCAGCCUGUAUGUUGAAACCACAGUGAGGCUAACAGUUCUGAAUUGCCUUACAGCUUAUUUCUCACCAACUAUCAGUGACAAAAAAUGUUGCUUUUUGAAAACAAACACAUACAGCUAAUGGUAUUUAAAAAGUUUGCUCAAAGCACAGUGUUGUAUCUAACAGCAUCUGUUGUAUGCAUCUGACGUUAGUUAGAAACUGUUUGGCAAUAAUCUUCUUCCCCAAUUAAGUGGCAUAUUGUCCCAAAUAAAUGAAGGGAAUCCUGGCUCAUUUCCCAAUUAGUUUUUGUUCUUUAAGAGUUGUCCCAAAUUAGCGACUGCUUUGAUUAAGCAAUGGCCCAAUUAAUCAGAAUGCACUGUAUUUCAUGAACUCUUUUACAAAUUAUUUAAUAUGUUGGAAUAUUAAAAUGAAAUAUUUUUGGAACAUUUUAAAUAAUGUUUACUCUGGUAAAUGUCUUAAUUAGAAUUGUCAACUUUUAUUGGUGUAACAAGAUAAU